Abrus precatorius (Indian licorice) is the source of this 1134-nucleotide messenger RNA. RefSeq lists its product as uncharacterized. Lineage: Eukaryota; Viridiplantae; Streptophyta; Magnoliopsida; Fabales; Fabaceae. The transcript has a single exon. The coding region runs from base 45 to 584 and encodes 179 amino acids. The record is from RefSeq and is a predicted model, not a curated record.
UUUUCCUACCAAACAACCAAAAUCUCUCUUGCAGGAUCCAGUGGAUGGGUGAUACCAUCACCAUGGCUGACCCAAACAAUAAUAAUAGUAAUAACGAGUGGCUCCAUUUCUAUCAACAAAACUUCCAAGCUGAAGUGCUCCCGGCCGACGCUACAGCCGUCACAACCACCGGAACGCCCACGCAGGCCCAGUUAAGCCCAGAAGGCCGAGUCUCCAAGCCCAUCAGACGCCGUUCCCGGGCUUCCAGGCGAACUCCCACCACUUUGCUCAACACCGACACCACAAAUUUUCGGGCCAUGGUGCAACAAUUCACCGGAGGUCCAACCGCACCAUCUACGCCUACUUUGCCUAACAUGGCUUUCGGUUUUGGGUCGCGUCCUCUUCCCGUGAACCCAAGUGGGCUUAUGUUAGCCCCUUCUCUUGAGCAUCAACAGCUGUAUCAAAACCAGCAUCCCACCUAUGGAGAAGGUGGAGACAACACGUUUUUUCAGAGACUAAGCAACCCAACGCCUCCAAAUGUUACUCAACAGGGUGGGCUAUUCAUGGAUCAUGGAGGGCGUUUUUUCCCAACUACUUCUUCUUGAUUCUGCUCCCUCCCUUCCAAUACGAACGGGGUUAGGUUAGGCGCAGGCCCAGAUUGAGAGUGACAUAAAGCAGAUAAUUAGGUGCUAACUUGUUGACCAACCUAUGUGAAAUACUAUAUUUCUAGUAUACUUUUUCAGCUCUUUUUUUUUUUUUUUUAUCUUUUUGGGGUUUCCUUGUCGAGCUAUGCCUUUUUUUUAUCUUUUUUUUUUUAUCUAUGUAUUUGUUUUUUAAUUUGAAUUGAGAAUUUAAGUUCAAUUAUGUUGGAUCCGGUAUGUGGGUUACAACUUACAAGGCAUGGCUACACUUUGUUUGUCUUACAAAUUGUUUUACGUAUGUUGACUUGCUUCGUACCUCUGUGGUUUGUGUCAGCAUGUCCCUUUGUGAUGUAGAAUGUGGAAACAGCCCUCAUUAUAAUUUUACCAACUCCAUAGUGCGGGAGGAAUAAUAAGCCGUCGGGUAGGAAGACUCAGUUUCCAUUUUCCUUCCCCAAAGCUAUUCAAAGUAGUAUCAACGUCUACUCUAGCUACCCAUCCAAUUAUCCAAGUACAA